Molecule: messenger RNA, 1329 nt
Organism: Impatiens glandulifera
Lineage: Eukaryota; Viridiplantae; Streptophyta; Magnoliopsida; Ericales; Balsaminaceae
Product: GDSL esterase/lipase At1g33811-like
Exons: 5
Coding region: 61-1164 (367 amino acids)
Molecular function (GO): hydrolase activity, acting on ester bonds
Source: RefSeq, a predicted model, not a curated record
UGAUGCGAAGAAUCAUCAAUUUAUUUUCUCCAUCUGCAUUUCUUUACUCGUAUCAAUAUCAUGAAUAGGAUUCAGGCUACAUUUCUGUCUAUUAUAUUCUUCAUUACAGCAAAUAGAGCUCAGAUUCAGCCACAAUCUCAACUAGCGCCGUGUUUCUUCAUCUUCGGCGAUUCAUUAGUCGAUAACGGCAACAACAACGCCAUUCUCAGUCUUGCUAGGGCUAACUAUAGGCCUUAUGGAAUCGAUUUCCCUCAAGGCACUACCGGCCGUUUCACCAACGGCCGUACUUUCGUCGAUGUCCUUGCUCAACUGCUAGGGUUUCCAAAUUACAUUCCUCCAUUUGCUAGACUCAAUGGACGUUCUCUGUUCCAAGGAGCAAAUUAUGCGUCUGGUGCGGCUGGGAUCCGAGAUGAAACUGGCAAUAACCUGGGGGGGCAUAUUUCAAUGAACAGGCAAGUUAUGAACUAUGGAAGAACAGUUGAAGAACUAAGAAGGUUUUUCAGGGGUGACAAUGGUGCACUUGGUGCUUAUUUGAGUAAAUGCAUCUUCUAUUCUGGAAUGGGAAGCAAUGAUUAUCUUAACAACUAUUUCAUGCCUAAUUUCUACUCCACUGCUAAUGCUUUCACUCCUACAACUUAUGCUGCUUCCCUUCUCCAGGAUUACUCUCGCCAACUAGCGACGCUUUACAAUUUGGGAGCUCGAAAAAUCGUUGUGGCAUCAGUGGGUCAAAUCGGUUGCAUACCAUAUCAACUAGCUAGAUACAAUGGAAACAACAAUAGUAGAUGCAAUGAAAACAUUAACAAUGCAAUUAGUAUCUUCAAUUCGGGGUUAAAGAAUUUAGUUGAUAAUUUCAACCGAGGCCAGCUUCCUGGUUCCAAGUUUGUUUAUAUCGACUCGGUUAAGAGCUCGAUAGAUCUUGUGGCUAACGCGGCUUCUUACGGUUUUGAAGUUGUAGACAAGGGUUGUUGCGGAGUGGGGAGGAACAAUGGACAAAUAACGUGCCUUCCGUUUCAACCAACUUGCCAGGAUCGAAACAAGUACUUGUUUUGGGAUGCUUUUCACCCGACAGAUGUAGCGAAUGUCAUUUUCGCACAACAAGCUUUCGCUUCGAAAUCCAAAGCUUAUGCAUAUCCAAUCAACAUACAACAAUUGGCUGCGAUGUAACAUGAAUGAUAUUCAUUGAUCUUAUGAUUAUUUAUGUUUUAUUGUUUGAAAUGAUUAAUAAUGGCAAGAAAAAAAAUGGAAUGUAAACUUGCAACAAACUUUCUUAGUGUUGGUAUUAUUUAUUUUAUCUUUUAUGUAAAGUAUAAGGUUAAUUAUGUAUGAUGU